AUGGAAAUAUUGAGCGAUAACGAAGAAUUUUCACCUCCAGAAAUUACAGAAAAGGCGACAAAUGCAGUUAAUAAUAUACUACCGGACAAGUCCAAGAAAAUUUACGAAAAAUUAUAUGGACAAUUUAUGGAUUGGAGAGACACCAAAAAUACAUCAUCCUUCUCAGAAAAUGUUUUGAUAGUAUAUUUUGAAGAGUUACAACAAAAAAUGAAACUUUCAACUAUAACAGUGCAAACCACGACAAAACGACAAAACAAGAUGGCGAACGAUUUGAACGUAAUUUGUGGUGUCUGCAGUGUUAAAUGUGGUUCUGGGUCAAUUUCGUGUACAAAAUGUGUCAAAUGGUACCAUUCUAAAUGUGUAAAAUUGUCUAAUCAUCAAUUAAAUCAUUACAACAAAGAACUAAAACAACAAAACGGUGAAAGAUGGGUUUGUGAAUCCUGUCUGAACAUUGAGGUUAUGUCAAGUGAAAAUCGAAACCAAAAUAAAAGGAAAAAGCUGGAUGAUGGUGAUUUUCCCGAGGAAAUCGGAGGUAGAGACUGGUCGAUAAACGACGUGAUGAAAAAGCUUUUAGAUAUGGAUAAAAAAUACAACAUUUUAUGGUUGAAAUACGAAAAACAAGUUGAAGUAAAGGAUAUUUACAUAGCAAGGCUUAAGAGGAGAACCGAAGAUUUCGAAGACACCGUUUUUGACGCAGAAAAAGUGUAUGUUGAUCAAAUUGAUACGCAAAAAAAGGAAAUAGCAAAACUGAAUAAUGAGUUUAUGCAAGUACUAGCGAAAAAUUCAAGUUUAUUGGAAAACAUUGAGGAUUUGGAGGCUAGACAAUUGAAGUUGUCAGGGGAUUUGGAUGAAGUGAAUCUACUUAGGAAUAGUAUGUUGACUAGUAUUGAAACACUGUCAAGAGAAAAUGAGUACUAUGUUAAUGAAAUGAAGAAAGCAAACCUAAAAUUAUUCAGACUAAAGGAGAUUUGUGGAGCCAUCACAGAAAAAGAUACUUCUGCUGAUAAAGAAACCCAGACCUGUACAAAAAAUACUGAAGUAUCAUCGGGGAAAAUAUGGUCAUAUACGACAUGUCUAAGUAUAAUAAUUAUACAUAAAAAUAUAAGUGUUCAUGCUGUUAUCAGCAUAAAGUUGGUGGCUAAAGCCGCAUCCAACACAGAACAUAUUUACAAAACUGGAAUAGAGGAAGCUUGUGAGCAGAAAAGUACAAGAUCUAAUGCCGCGGCUGGUGUUUCAUAG
Molecule: messenger RNA, 1239 nt
Organism: Ceutorhynchus assimilis (cabbage seed weevil)
Lineage: Eukaryota; Metazoa; Arthropoda; Insecta; Coleoptera; Curculionidae
Source: the annotation of a GenBank genome assembly